This is a messenger RNA of Monopterus albus (swamp eel), 4090 nucleotides long. RefSeq names its product epsin 3b (gene epn3b). Bases 1157 to 2956 code for a protein of 599 amino acids. Gene Ontology annotation, cellular component: endosome; plasma membrane; clathrin vesicle coat. Gene Ontology annotation, biological process: endocytosis. The record is from RefSeq and is a predicted model, not a curated record. Lineage: Eukaryota; Metazoa; Chordata; Actinopteri; Synbranchiformes; Synbranchidae. The transcript has 12 exons. Gene Ontology annotation, molecular function: clathrin binding; phospholipid binding.
UUUCCCACUCACACCAACGGAUGAUAGUAGGUUAACAGCGGCGCUGACUCUGCAGGCGACGCGUCCCCGCCUCCCGUUUUACGCUCCCCGUUAUGACUGCUGUGCUGUGCGUGCCUAGCCUGCCGGUGCUCUGUGCGUGCGUGGAUGGGGCUGCCUGAGAGGGAGAGAGUGAGCCGUAUGCUGUGGCUUAUCCUUGUCUUAUGCGGAUUUCACCACUGACUGAUUGCCCGAGCAGCUCGCAUCCUCCGGGGUAAACCGGGAUUUAUCCGCUGACAUCCCCAUUCAGGGAUCCCCAGAAACACUGUGUUCGGCUCUACUCUCACGUUUAGCGGGUAGGGGUGUGGGGAGGAUCGUUGUGGUUGCCCUGCUUAGCCGAUCCCAGCGGGGUAAUAUCGACGCUGAGGAUUGGGAGCGGAGAAAAGCAGAGAGGCGAGGAUGAUCAGUGGAGAAGACGAGAGAUGAGCGAUGGACAAGGUAAGGCGCACGGUGUUGGAAUGACCGGGAGACGGUCCUGGGGCUGUCUGGCUGACAAUUCUCUUAAGUGUGUGUAGCCUUUAUACAUGCACGUUACAUGUAGCCUUCUGAGAUAUAAUACCAACCGACGUCUAGGAGGCAACUCAGCACAGUAGCCGGACUGUGCCACACAUGGCAACCCGCACAGGGAACCCACCGCAAAAGGGAACGCUGGGUCACGCAUUAUACAGACCGACCACGGGCGCACACUGCUCUCCAUCCCUACUUGAAAAAAUACAGUAUACACCUGAUUCCACAGCACGCAUGCGCAUCCUGAAACGUGGCGUAAGUUCUUCGUGUUUGAGCACUUUGACGCAUCUGUCCGAAUAACGUCAAUAAACCUGACUAUUUUAGUCUGUGUGGUAAAAGUGGCUGGGCUCAGGCCUAAGUAGAUUUUUCUAAGUGAUCAUUUUGAUAAGAUUUUUGAAGUUAUUCGUGUAAAACAGACAACUGCCUCAAUGGAGAUCAGAGAAUCACGACUCGAGUUGAUGAUUUCAUCAGGGGCGUCCUGUAACUCCUGACAGAGAAGAAGAGCCUUCAUUUCAGUAGCUACCUCUCCUCUCCUCUUUCCAUCCACACUCCCCCUUUCACACCCUUGUUUGCUUUUACGUUUUAUCCCUCCACAACUCCAUCAUCUGUCACCAUGACAACCUCAGCCCUGCGCCGGCAGGUGAAGAAUAUUGUGCACAACUAUUCAGAAGCAGAGAUCAAGGUUCGCGAGGCCACUUCCAACGAUCCAUGGGGCCCGUCCUCCUCUCUCAUGUCCGAGAUUGCCGACUUGACCUUCAACGUGGUGGCGUUUGCUGAGGUCAUGGGCAUGGUGUGGAAACGCCUCAACGACAGCGGCAAGAACUGGAGACACGUUUACAAGGCUCUGACUCUGUUGGAUUACCUGCUGAAGACGGGAUCGGAGAGAGUGGCUCAACAGUGCCGUGAGAACGCCUUCACCAUUCAGACGCUACGUGACUUCCAGUACAUAGACCGUGAUGGCAGAGACCAAGGGGCCAACGUGAGGGAAAAAUCACGGCAGCUGGUGUGUCUCCUCCGAGAUGAGGAGCGGCUACGCCAGGAGAGGAGUCAAGCCCUUAAGACCAAGGAGCGAAUGGCUGGGGGAGGCAGCGGAGGGUGCGGAGGAGUGUACGGAGGUAUACCCCCGUCUUACCACCCAGGCAGGCGAACAAGUCAACCCAGCAUGGCUGUGCUGUAUGGGGAGGAGCUCAGCCGCUCCAGAGGCUCUCCGUGCUCCUUUAACUCCUCAUCCUCAUCUCCUCGCGCCACCUCAGACUUGGAGCAUGCUCGACCUCAGACUAGCGGUGAGGAGGAGCUGCAGCUCCAGCUGGCCUUAGCCAUGAGCAGGGAGGAGAGUCAGAAGGAGCAGCACUGUCACCAAGGAGACGAGUCUCUGUUACAGAAGGCCCUGGAUGAGAGCCGGGGAGAGAGUCAGUCAAGGACAGGCGAGUCAGCCAUGUUGGACCUGGUGGACAUAUUUGGUUCUUCAUCGGAGCCCCUGCCUCCCCCUAGUGACCCAUGGAACUCAGCCCAGCCCACCUGUGAUAUCUCCUCUGACCCCUGGGACAUUGUAGCAGUCCACUCAAGUACUCCUGUGAUUGGUAGCCCUUGGACGGCCCCUCCCUCCUCUUCCAACACAUCCAAUCCUUGGGCUCCAUGUUCCAACUCACGCAAAGACCCCUGGGACACAGUGCCUGUCUGCUCCAGUCCUGUCAAUCAUGUGUGGGACGGCUCAACAGAUGGAGGUGUUGAUGGGUAUGAGCCAUUCACUGCACAGGAUGAGGACAAGCCUAAAAAGGAGCUUCCUCGAGUGUCCUCCCCUCAGCCUGUCAGUCCCACAGAUGUUGAGCUGUUUGGGGUAAAGCCAGACUCUGACCCAUUUGCUGGAACAGACUCCAAGAUACAUCCAUUUGGAACAGAGCCUGCAGUGAAACCCCAGGUGAAUGGACGAGAGUCUGCUAGCCCAGAGAUGUUUGACCUGUCCCGGCUGGCGCCUCCACUCAGUGUGCCACCUACACGUGUGUGUCGGACCCCAGAGGCCUUCCUGGGACCUACAGGGACCUCACUGGUCAAUUUAGAUGCCCUGAUACCCCCCAACCACCCUAGCAAGAUUCACAACAACCCAUUUCUCUCAGGUCUGAGUGCGCCGUCUCCCACAAACCCAUUCCACUGCGACCAGCCUCGCCUCACCCUCAACCAAAUGCGACCAGCCUCUACAUCCCCGUUGCCUCCCCACAUGCUCUCCUACAGCCCCUCCCUGCCUCUUCCUCUCACCCAUCAGCCACCUAUCCUCCCCUCCUCUUUCACACAACCUCCUGCCAGAGUCCGAGACCUUCCCUCUAACCUCCCGAAGCCCUUGCUUCCCCUUUCUCCACGGCCGCCACCCCACACUCAGUUGCAGACAGAAACACAUGGCCACAACCCCUUCCUCUGAGACUCCUGCAUCCUUUGAACUCUGUUCUACUGAGGGAGGUGACAGACUCAGUCUCUGCUCACUACAGUGAGACGAAUUUAAAUGAGCCUGAACCGGAUCCUGGUUUGAUGUCAUUGUGCACACUUGAAGUGGAUUAAACUUGGACUCGACGUACUCGUGUCUGUCUACAGACACGUUAGCUGCUAUAUAACCUGAACUCUUGAAGAAAAGCUAACUCACACAUACACACGCACACACACACAAACAUGCACUCAGGUGCACUUCAGGGUGCAUAUACACACACCACACAACUAACAGGGUGUAAUUUAACAAUCCCUUCUAUGUCUGUUCCUCAACAACUCUGAGCACCCUUUGACCUCAGAGACCUUUUGAAGACUGGGAUGAAGCCACACACUUUGAUUGUCCACCAGGAUCCUUACCGCUGCUGCUUCACCGACAAAAGCAUGAAUGCAUCCCCCACACCUUCUAUACCCCCGAAGACACCAAACUAUUCAAUUGUGCUGAGUACUUGAGAUGAGUUCUUCAAAUAAAUUCUGUUUAUUUGAUGAGUCAGACAGUACCUUGAGCUUUCUUGGCACAACUGCAUGGCUGGAAAUGGAUCUAAAAGUUUGUUGGAUUCAAGAACACCAUGAACACCACUAAACCAAUCUAAGCUAGACCUUACUGUGUCAAUCUGGACCUAAACUGAUCAUUCAUUUUACGCUGUCGGACCUGUGUGCCUGUCUUUACAGCUGACAAACAAUGCACUCCUGGCUGGGUCGUAUUGGCGGCACUGAGGAGGACCUCAGGGAGACUGAUCUGACGCUCCUGCAAUGAGAUUUAACUUCAGUGAAUGGAAGGGCAUUUAUUUACAGAAAAAACAAAAUGGGGAGCUCAGCGGCUUAAUUUUAGAUGAAGGGUGAUGAGAACAGAUUGGGGAGGGAGGGUUAAUGAAAGUUUAAUAUGAAAAAGAUAAAAUGACAGAAGAUGAACUGAUGUAUAGAGCGGUAGCUCCAUUCCUCUGCUCGACAGGAUCUGUGACAAGAUUUUUGGUCAUCACUGCACUAAGUGGAUUUGAACGCCUGCCUAAUAGAUACACACAGGCUUAGUACAUAUGUAUUUAACAGAAUGAUACCUAUACAGUAUUAUAAAAUA